CUUAGCAACCAUAGACACCAGGCCCUGCUGCAUUAAAAGAGUGCAGUGAGAGGUUGGUUGAUAUUUUUGUGGUCUUCCACGAGAAUAUUCAUAACAUUUUAGGCCUGAAUGUUCAGAAGUGCUGUGCUGUAAUAAGGAAGCUGAAUGGAUUGCAUUUGCACUGGCCAGGAUUAUAGUCACAGAACCAUAGAGCUCAGUGAUGAUGAGACAAAUGCAGAGGAAGCUCAAACAGAAGAUGAGGAGGAGGAGGAGGAGGAUGAAGAUGAGGAAGAGAGGGAAAAAUGUGAAAAGGAAAAAGAUGGAGAAGAGCCUGUUGAACAAGUAGAGCAGCAAGAGAUCAAAACAACCCAAGCAAUGCCUCAGGAAAAGGAAGAUGUUGAAGAGGCUACUGUUCCUGAUGGACCAAUAAAAGGUUCUGGGCAUAAAGACACUUCCAGUCCACUUAUAGAGGAGAGGUUACAAUCCCAAAAUGAAGCCAAGCAGAACAAACCAAAAAAUCUCUUUGGAUCUAACAGCAAGCUCUCCCUAUUCAAGCGGAGGUCUUCCAUCAAAGACAAGCAGAGGAAGGAGAAAGCAGAAGCCUCAGUGGAGAGCACUACAUCAGCCAAGCCUUCCAGUAAAAUCCCCUCAGGCAGUUCAGACAGUGGGGAUCCGGGGAAGAGCUCCAGUGUUGAAGACCCCAACCCCCGGCCCCUCCGGUCCCGCUCAGCCACGUGCAGUCUUCUGUGAUUGUUUCAGUGGACCCAUUAGACCAGCAUUUUCAGACCCUUUCUCAAGGACAUGUCCAUUGCAGUUUAUUGUUUCCCCAGUCUGAUGCAUUUGUACUUAAGUGUGGUGCAUUAGAGCAGGCAGGAAAACUGUGGAUUCCAGAGGUUCUCUCAGGACUAAUGCUAAGAAUUUCUGUUCUUAGCAAAAAUGGACAAUCUGUAAGCGCUAACCUUGUACCUACGAAGAGUCACAAGUUAAUUAGGUACAUCUACUUGUAUCUGCAUUCGCUGGCAGUUCAUUUACACCUGUCUGUUAGAUGUACCGUGCUGGACUGUACAGGCCCUCAGUCACUAGAUAACAUUUGAAUGAAAGACCAUUUUUAGCACAGCAUUGACACCCACAUGGUAGAGGCAUGCUAGCAGCGUUUCUGUUUUUUUAUUUAUUUAUUUAUUGAAAACUACACUUCCUGGCCCCUUUUUAGACACACAUGUUGUAUGUAGUAUGUAGGUUAGAACUUCAGAGGAGCAUUGGUGACCACUAUACUAGUCAACAUUGUAACACACAGUAAAUUACUAUAGCAUUACUAUAUUGGUGUCAAUACUAUGCUGAUAAUGGCCAACGACUAAAAUAAUACUAUGUCAGUGGUGGUACUGUGGUGGUCCGUUCAUUUCCAUUGGUAGCGUGCAGCUGACUCAAACAAUGCAGAGACAGAUGGGUAACAGUCUGUGAAUGUAAACUACAAAUUAGCUUGUGGGUUUAUCUAGGGUGACCACAUAUUGGUUUUCAAAACAGAGGACACUGGGGCCAAGAGGGUGGCAUGAAAGCAAAGCCAAAUCCUGGAUGUUAGACACUUUUUAGAAAUCCUGGCUGUGCAAAAGGUGCAAAAAGAGAAUAUGUCCUGGACAAAAACAAUGCAUGGUCACCAUAGUUUACCCAGAAGGAAAAUGUAGCUAAUAUGUGGUUAACUUGUAUGAUAUUAAAAUGACCGCCUCUAGCAGCAGGGGCUUGACACCUGGAAUAGCAGCGACAGCCAUAACGUGCCUUGAAAACACUACACAACCAUUGAGGUUUUGCUCAGUUGAGAUAUUUUGCAAGGCACUCCAUGUGAGCCAUUUGAAUUUUGGUACUAUGUUUCGUUUCUUGUGUGUGUGUCUGUGUGUGUGUGUGUGUGUGUGUGUGUGUGUGUGUAUUUAAUCACAAUUUCUUUCAUACAGUUUGGUUUUUACAUAACGUGUAUGCUAGUUAGUGGUUUGAUUGUAUUAUGUGUAUCAUAUAUUGUAAAAUGUGUUUUAGAGUAAUUAUUUAUUUAUGCUUAGUCCAGUUUUCUUCAAGACCCUUGCACUUUUGGCAACAUAGGGUAACAACAUUUGUAUUCGAUUGCCAGUGGGAAUUUUCUUAUAUUCUUUCACGUGUUGGAUUGAGUGUGUAAUAAGUAAAAUUACUCUACAUGUU
Pygocentrus nattereri (red-bellied piranha) is the source of this 2160-nucleotide messenger RNA. Its product is annotated as leiomodin-3-like. The record is from RefSeq and is a predicted model, not a curated record. Lineage: Eukaryota; Metazoa; Chordata; Actinopteri; Characiformes; Serrasalmidae. The transcript has 5 exons. Bases 145 to 729 code for a protein of 194 amino acids.